Molecule: messenger RNA, 1206 nt
Organism: Schizophyllum commune H4-8
Lineage: Eukaryota; Fungi; Basidiomycota; Agaricomycetes; Agaricales; Schizophyllaceae
Product: regulator of G protein signaling superfamily
Exons: 3
Coding region: 1-1206 (401 amino acids)
Biological process (GO): intracellular protein localization
Cellular component (GO): plasma membrane
Source: RefSeq, a predicted model, not a curated record
AUGGACGAGAAGCAGCGGCAAGAUGAAUACGCGAGCAGUCGGGCCGACAGGCUCCCCUCCCUGCAAGAGGUACUCUCCAGGCGAACGCGUCCGCCGGUGGACCUUUUCAUGUUCUACCUUUUUCUUCAGCGUGAAGGCGCCGAGGAUAUCCUCGACUUCUGGCUAGAUGUCCAGCAGCACGAGAACCUCUGUCGCGCGUACUUCAAGGACAUUCGCAAGUCCGGGCGCAACCUGAAAGAAGAAUGGCCUGAAUACUGGGACUACGCUCGCCGACGUGGCUCCAUUUACGGCACCGUCGUCGGCAUGGGUGAAGCGAAGCGGAGUACGGGCAGCAUGGACCACCUCAUGACUGGCGACGACGAGAAGUAUCGCCCUCGCUCAACCUCGCCCCGCCCUGGCGCCAGCACCGCCCUUUCCGACCACACGCGCGUCGCGUCCGCGUCCCCCAAGAACGCGAACGACGACCCUCCGCGCUCCACCACUCCUUUCUCCUUAUCCGGCCGCACGCCUACCCUCUUCCACAAACGCGCCUCGCGCGCACCGACGAUCAUCCCCCGCUCGCAGGCAAUCACGCGCCAAAAUCUGAUCGCGUCCGCCGAGCGAAUAUACUACCGCUACCUCUGCCCCGCGACGACGGUCAGCUCAACGGAGAACCACGAGAUCUACCUCCCGCCCGCGCUCCGCAUCCACAGCUUCCCGCUGAGCUCGGCACACGAGCCGCGCUCGCCAGCGGAGAUGCAGCUCAUGGCGCAGAUCCCGGACAUGUUCCACGCGCAGAAGGAUUACUGCUUCCGCGCCAUGGAACAGGACGCGUUCCCGCGCUUCCUGCGCUCGAAGGCAUUCGGCAACCUCACGCCCGUCUCAUCCCUGGUGCGCCUCAUCGUCGGCCUGAUUAUUCUCUGGAUCGGUCUCGCGGUCGGGUUCUCGCUCAUCUUCCUGGAUGUGCACCCCAAGUCGAAGCGGUUCUUCCUCUUCAUACCAUAUACCAUUGCCAUCCUCUGCCUCAUCUCGCAUCAGUACGAGUUGGACCCUAUCCUGGUGUUCCUCGGCCAGUCGGAGACCACGCCGUUCCGCACCCUGCACAUCCGCGAGCCCUAUGUGCGCAAGCUGCUCCUCGGACGCGCCGUCUGGGUCAGCGCCCUCGUCGCGGCCUUCUCGACCGCGUUGACCAUGAUCUUCUGGGCCGUCCCCGGGCAUCGCCUAUAG